Messenger RNA from Rhincodon typus (whale shark), 5619 nucleotides. It is a transcript of the gene mbtps2, whose product is annotated as membrane-bound transcription factor peptidase, site 2. The transcript has 11 exons. Gene Ontology annotation, molecular function: metalloendopeptidase activity; protein binding. The record is from RefSeq and is a predicted model, not a curated record. Gene Ontology annotation, biological process: regulation of response to endoplasmic reticulum stress; membrane protein intracellular domain proteolysis. Gene Ontology annotation, cellular component: cytoplasm; membrane. Lineage: Eukaryota; Metazoa; Chordata; Chondrichthyes; Orectolobiformes; Rhincodontidae. Bases 21 to 1505 code for a protein of 494 amino acids.
UAAUCGUCAUUUCCGGGAAAAUGGUGCCUCUCUCUGCGCUGCUGUUUCCGGUCGGAGUUUGGUGCGCCCUUUCCCUGGGGGACUCGGCCCUUAAGUCAUCUCCCAGUCUCAAGGCUCGUUACGAGGAAUGGCUGACAAACCACGGGAUCAGCAUUGCUCCCUUCCAUGCCCGGUGGCAGACCGCUGCCUUCAAUCGCCUCUUUAUGAAGUUGGGGCGCUGGAAGCCUCAGCUCCUGUACUUCUGGUUCAAUCUGGGAAUGGCCUUCGGUGUGAUCUCAAUGUUCGUCUCAAUAUUGCUUCUAGCCAAAACGUUCUCUCAGACAUUGGCAUUAAUGACAGCAGAGAGCCCUACACCUGAGAAUGAACGUAUUCUACAAGUUGUGGUGCCUGGUGUGAACCUGCCAAUCAGUCAGAUGGUCUAUUUCUUUGCUGCAAUUUUGAUCAGUGGCGUCAUUCAUGAGAUAGGUCACGGCGUGGCCGCAGUCAGGGAACAAGUGAGAUUUAAUGGGUUUGGAGUGUUCAUUUUCGUGAUCUAUCCUGGGGCAUUUGUUGACCUCUACACAAAUCAUUUGCAGUUGAUAUCCCCGAUCCAGCAACUCCGGGUGUUCUGUGCAGGUGUGUGGCACAACUUCAUCCUGGCAUUGAUGGCUUUGCUGGUCCUGUACUCAUUGCCAAUCUUCCUGUUCCCACUGUACUACACAGCGAUUGGGGCACUGGUCACUGAAGUCGCAGAGAAUUCCGCAGCCAGUGGACCCCGAGGACUGACAGCGGGUGAUCUCGUAAAGUAUGUGGAAAACUGCUCUGUUUAUAGUGUGGAAGAUUGGCACAAGUGCAUUGAAGACAUCUCUGUGAAACCACAGAUUGGAUACUGCAUCAGUGAGGCAGCCAUGCAGCAGCUGAGCUCUGUGGGCCGAGCGUACAGAAGGCUCGAUGGGACCACAGAAUGUUGUAGCAAUAAUAGCCUGGUGGACAUCUGCUUCUCUUACCGUGGGAACCUGCAAAUCCCUCAGUAUGCUUGUCUCGCUGCCAGAAAGGCCAUUGAAUUGAGCCAGGUGUGUCAGAGGAACACAGACUGUCCAAAGGAGUUGGCGCCCAGCCUUUGUGUGAAACCCUCUCUCGAAAAUCAAACCAGGCUGAUCAGAGUCAAACACUUGUCUCCCAUGGCCAUGUUAUUUGUAGGACACCCUGUGCAUCUUCAAUACGCAGUCAGUCUCACCAACUACAUGCCGCGGUUUGGAUUUCUGCACCUGGACUUCCCUGUGGUGAUUGAAACUUUUUGCAAAUACCUGCUUUCCCUGUCUGGAGCCCUGGCUGUUAUCAAUGCUGUGCCGUGCUUUGCCCUGGAUGGACAGUGGAUGCUGAGUUCUUUUCUGGAAGCGACACUAAGUUCACUGGUUGUGGAAAAGCAGAACCGAGAACUCAUUGCUUUUUUUAUCUUGCUCUUUGGCAGUGCUCUCCUGGCUUCUAAUGUGGUCCUGGGGCUCUGGAUGGUAACCACAAGGUAGCACUUUCGGCUGUCCUGGACUAGCUCACACUUGGUAGGGUUACCUUUCAUCAUUGCCUUGUUGGCAUCCCUCCCCGCAUCUAAAUAUACACUGGGGAUAUCGUUGAGCACUGUCCAAGAUUUUAACAAUACCCUGGGCUGUGCCCACAAGAUUUUGCACUCCCUGUACCUCCAGGUGAGGUUCCUCACUAGGACAUUGCAGUUGGAAAACCUGCGUAUAGCUGUCGUGCAGUGCCAUGUAUUGUGUAGUAUUGUGGCUUUUAAUUCCAAGCAGCAAUGGAAUUUGAGUUUGAUGGCUUCUUCUGCCUUUUUAGACAGAUUUGGAAAUGCGAAGUCUCCUGUUGAGUGGCAGUGAGCACCAGGUACAGAGUUUGGUACUUCAUUCUAAAUAUGCAGCAGCCAGACGAACAGAAUGUGUCUUUGAAAUUGGAAUCGAAGGCAACAAGGUGUUAAAAACAACCAGCAAACGUAGGAAAUACAAUAGUAUAUGUAUCCAUGAGGACUAUAUACUUGGCCAGAUGUCAAAAUGUUAAGACCACACAUGAGAAUUACUAACCAUUCUCCUCUCUACAGGUACUGUGCUUCCAAUAAAACCGAAAGAACUGCAGAUGCUGUAAAUCGGGAACAAAAACAGAAGUUGCUGGAAAAGCUCAGCAGGUCUGGCAGCAUCUGUGAAGAAAAUAUCAGAGUUAAUGUUUUGGGUCUGGUGACUCUUCCUGAGAGCUGAUGUAGCUGGGAAAACGUUGGUUUAUAUGCAUUGAUGCGUAAAUGGCUUUAUAUACUGUGUGUUGAAUGUUUGGCUGUAACUCCAUUUGAAUUGAAUGGUGUCUAACGUGAUGGUAGGGGAAUGGAGAGCUUUCAUGCAGGGAUCAGAGGCUAGAGAUGGACAAUGGCUAAACACGUCUCUGUUUGCCUGAAGGCUGAUCUGUCUUUGAUCUGUGCGGCUGUAAGCCAAUUUUAUUCCUUUUCCCCUUCCCAUACCAAUCUUAUUGAGGUUUAACAAAUCGUGACGGGUAUAGAUAAGGUGAGUGGCAGGGAUAUGGGCCAAGCGCAAGCAGAUGGGACUAGGUUAGUUUGGGAUUAUGUUUGGUAUGGACUGGUUAGACAGACAGAACUGUUUCUGUGCUCUAUGAUUCAUGACUCUAUACGUACAUUUCAUCACUAGAUUUUGCAAGUCGCUGCCAUGACUUGGGAAUGGUUAUGGAUGUGAACACGGUUUGUCCUGGAGCCCCCAGUGCAUUUGCAGUUGCUUGUGAUGCCUCCCCAGUUGGCAGCAGGACCAUCAGCACCAGAGAGACACAGAUGCUGUGUGAGUCCCAGGGUAGGGGGGGUCCAAAACUGCAGGGCAUAGGUUUACAGUGAGAGGGGACCUGUUCACGCAGAGGGUGGUGCAUGUAUGGAAUGAGCUGCCUGAGGGAGUGGUAGAGGCUGGUACAAUUACAACAUUUGAAAGACAUCUGGAUGGAAACAUGAAUAGGAAGGGUUUAGAGGGUUAUGGGCCAAAUGCUGGCAAAUGGGACUAGAUUUAUAUAGGAUAUCUGGUCAGCAUGGACUGGUUGGACCGAAAGGUCUGUUCUGUGUUGUAUGACACUAUGCUAUUAAUUACAACUCUGUUUUCUGUCAGUGAAUUAUACCUUUCUUUGCAAAUUGACUUUUGCUGGGUCUUCUACAGCAAAUUCAGUCAAUAGAAAAAAAUGGAAAGUGACCAUUUUAAUAGCAUUUAGGUUCUUGUAAAUAAUGGUUGUGAAUUUUUUUCAAUAGUAUGCUUCAAUAUUGCUUCAUCUUGAAAUUUUGUCCAUCGUCAGAAUUUUAAACCGUUGAAUUAGAAGGGAAUAUGAUAUUGGAUUUAAAAAAUCAAUGUGGGAUUGAGGGCAUAACCCUGGGAUUUACAGUUCCAUUAUCACUGAGCUAGCUGGGUUCUGUAGGAAUUCUGUCCUCAUUGUCUUUACUUUCAGUGAAACACCUAAUAUUUGUUUGGAGACUUUAAACUCCAUUCUGCUCCAGCUUGACAGUUGAAGCCUUCCACACCCCCACCCUGCCCUGCUCCCAAAUUGCAUAUGUAAGUUAAUUGUUUUGGAACCGUUGAAUCUUGCAGGCAACAAUUAAUGUGGGAAAAGGGGCAGCAUUGCUUUUACAUAAUUUCAAGUCUUCACUGAAUAUCUGUUUUCAAUGAGAAAGCGGAAGGGGGUUGCAAGACCAUGGACAUGGUCCAAAUGUCCUUUUUCUUUGUUAGAAUGGGUCACCCUGAGGGGAGCUGAACUUAAAAACCCUUCUUGUUUUAUACAGUCAGAAUGACUCUAACGCUAUAUCGGGGCACAUGCAGGGUGCUGUUCCCCUGGUGUGCUGGGACAAAUAAAUGCAGCUUAUAGAGUCCUCAUACUUGUACCUUUAUGGCAAUGUCUGUGUACUUUUCUCAACAUAAUCCCAAUGCCUGAGGAUUUUUUUUUUCCAAACAGUUGCCCGCUUAUUCAGUUGCUAUCAUAUUCUUCUCAUGAACAUCUUUAAAUUCAACUGACCCAUUACCAUCUUCUUUAAAUGCAACCGUACGCAUUACCUUUCACUUCCAAACGCCCAAAGUGUUUUUUUUUAAUAUAUUUACUCGUGAGAUGUGGGUGUCGCUGGCUGGGCCAGCAUUUAUUACCCGUCCCUAGUUGCCCUUGAGAAGAUGGUGGUGAGCUGCUUUCUUGAACCACUGCAGUCCAUGUGUUGUAGGUAAUCCACAAUGCCCUUAGGGAGAGAACUCCGGGAUUUUGACCCAAUGACACUGAAGGAACGGCAAUAUAUUUCCAAGUCAGGAUAGUAAGUGGCUUGGAGGGGAACUUGCAGGGGGUGGUGUUCCCAUGUAUCUGCUGCCAUUGACCUUCUAGAUGGUCACCUGUUUGGAAGGUGCUGUCUAAGAAUCUUAGUGAAUUUCUGCAGUGCAUCUAGUAGAUAGUACACACACUGGAUACUGAGUGUGGGUGGUGAGGGAGUGGAUGUUUGGUCCAUAUCUGUUUCUAGUUGUGAGCUAGUCAGUUUUUCACCUUAUUCUCUCCACAGGUAUUGCAGUGUUUUCAAUAUUGUGUGGUUCUGUUCUAAUCUACCUUUGGCUCUGCUUUACCACUUUCUAAACUAUUAUUCCCGUUUGUGUGUGUAUGAGACAAUCCUGGCAUGUUAAAAACUCUAACUCUAAUUUGAUCAUUUUAUUGCAUUUAUCAUUGAUGGGUGAUACUGGCAAAGUACCAUUUAUUGACGACUCUUGGUUACCACAAGAAGUGUGUAAAUGAAAAGUUAACCACUUGUAAGCUGUACCAUGUAAAGAUUUCACGCCCUUUCCUGAAGAAUUUUUAGUAUUCUGAUCCAUGGUUCUGUAACUUCCAUCAUUGCUAGGGCAAGGAAUUAGCUCCCUAAUCUGCCACAGCAGGAAUGGGGGAUCAAACCCUGCUCCUUUGGCAUCAAUCUGAUUCACUCUGGUUCUCCAGCCAAUUAAGAUAACUGCCUCCCACAGGGUCUGAGUUACAGUGGCAACACUUAACUGCAUGUUGCAGUCAGCUAUGGAUAGUGAUAGUGGAAGCUCCAAUUUCUUUGACCAGGACACAGUUUCACUCUUACUACCUGGCUUCGGGAGGGUUAGAAGGAUCUCUAAGUUGAUAAUUAACCCGUUUUGGCCAUGUUGUGAAUGCAGUUUCCUCGGCUAGCAAGUCUUGCAAUGGGACUCGAACCCAGAGCUUCUGGCUCAGAGGCAGGAACAUAAGACCUCCUCAGUGAAUCGAUUGUAAUGUCAUAAUUCAGCUACAUUGCGCAUUAUGCUUUCUCCCCUCCUGUAUUUAAGUGAUUGAUACAUACAGGUCUUCUAGCAGCAUAUGAAUAUCCACUCCAACACAGAUGAGGGAGGGAUUAUUCUAUCAUCUCAGCAGCAGGGAAAUGGUUCAGAAGCAGCAGAAUUAUUGCCACAUCAAGGCUGGCACUGCACUAAUCCACUGGUUUAAGCUGUAUCUGGUGGAUCUAAUGGGAAAUAUCGUAUUUGCACUACCUGGUUUAUUGUUUGUCUUGUCUACAUUGCAGGUGUUUCUACAAGAAGUGACCCUCCAUUUUGUAAUGAUGUCAUGUUUGCAUGAAAUAAAUUGUAACUGCAA